This is a messenger RNA of Aspergillus pseudotamarii, 949 nucleotides long. RefSeq names its product GNAT family N-acetyltransferase. Gene Ontology annotation, molecular function: acyltransferase activity, transferring groups other than amino-acyl groups. NCBI's taxonomy places the organism in Eukaryota, Fungi, Ascomycota, Eurotiomycetes, Eurotiales, Aspergillaceae. The transcript has 3 exons. The coding region runs from base 116 to 790 and encodes 224 amino acids. The record is from RefSeq and is a predicted model, not a curated record.
GCAGAUCUCCUUGCCCUGAUCAUUGACCUAAAAUAAUGACUCAUCGUCAGUUAAUACCCUCCUGGCAGAGUGCUCACUCUUUCCCAUCCCCCGGCAAUAGGCUCCAUUCUCGAUAAUGAGUUCGACAUCAGAAGUGACGUUGAUCCCUUGGGAUCCGCUCUCGGAGGCUCAUCGAAUACUGCUCUUCAAACAGCGUGUGGAAUGCUCUUGGGACAUGGAAUUGGUCCACGAGAUAUGGAGAAAUGAACAGAUUCGAGGCGAGAAGUGCAUUUACUGGAUUACCCUCCCGGCCAACGACCUCGUGGGAGGGGAACACGAGAAGCUGAUUGACACGGCCGUCUCCAUUCAUGCAACAACACGCCAACCGACAGAAGCCGAGUUCAUGCCAAUCGGACAUAUUUCGUUAGACUCGAAAAACAAGAAGGCCGAGAAACUGGACCUCGAUAUUCCCUCCGAGCAUGUCUUCUGGAUUAAAUCCUUUUUUAUUCUACAUCAACUCCAGGGCAAAGGAAUUGGACGAGCAGUCAUGGAUGAAAUCGAGAGAAUCGCUAUCCGAGAGCCGCUACGCGCUAGGACUUUGAUGCUAGACACCGUCGAGAGAGGAGAUCAACUGAGAGAGGAGUUUGCGAGGGCUACCUAUGGAGGCAUUCCGAAGAUUACUAACCAGGAUUGGUAUAGUAGACGGGGGUAUAAAUCUCUUGGAAUUGUGCAGAACUACUACGAUUCCAAGGAUAAGAAUGGGAAGCAGUGGGAUACGAAAGCAAUAUUCAUGCGGAAGGACCUUCUAUAAUGAGCUACACCCAGUAGAACAGGAUAAAGGAUAUUUAGCAUCAGAUGCAUAGUCACAAAUUGGUUGCCCAAGGUACCCGUAGCGAUCCUAUCUUCUCCGCACCCCAUCAAUAUUUCAUUUCCAAUGAUAGCUACCAGAAGGAACUGCGGGUCAAGAGGA